AUGAUGUUGUCGCUUAAUUGUUUGAUUCUAGGACAAGCUUCCAAAAAAGGUUUCACCGAAGAUAUUGGCGAAAGAUAUACCAACGAUGAUAAUCUUGAAGUCGAAUUUUCCAAAUUUAAAGUUUCACAUUUAAUAGAGAAGCUCAUUCGUAGGCAAACCAUAAAAGAUAUAAAUCAAAAUUCUGAACACAUUGAUCUUUGGAAAGUUGACAGUACGAAGGUUGAUGAAGAAGACGUCAAUCUUGAAAAAUUUACUGAAAGUGACAUCAAAAGUAAACUCGGAGCGGGUCCUUCGCAAGGUGUUCCACAAGGACCUAACUGGAACGAUGCUUCUUCCAUCUACGAGUGGAUACAACAACAGUUCACAUUGGACCGAAAACGAAAACGAGUAUGUCUUACCUGCUUUGGCAAAGACUUUGAACUUCUUCAACGAGAUGACACCAUUACAACUCUCUGGAAUGCUGGUGGACCUGGGAUUGGAAAAAGCAGAAUCCUAGACGAAGUUGAAGGAUUAAUCAAGAAAAAAGCUGAGGAAUCUCGCAAUAAUGAUUUCACAAAUAUGAUUGUCAUCAAUACAAGCUAUGGGAAUUCAACCACUGCUGACGACAUUGAUGAAAAGGUUCAAGCACAGGUAUCUCUUGCAAUACGUAUUCUAUUUGAGUACUUUCGACCAAAUCACAAUUAUUUUCCUCAGGAUUAUAAUUUUGUCAGCUUCCGCUCAUACAGUAGGCAACAUCACAAUAAUUCAAACAUUUCAGACUUUACCCUGGACACUGCUUUUCAAAUUAUCUACUAUGACUUUAUGCAAAUUAAUCAAACAACACUUAAUCCUCAACUGGUCCUGGUACUCGGCAUCGACGAGUUCAAUAAAUUGCAUGUUCAAAAUAAAAAUGUCUGUAAGAAACUUAUACACGCCAUUGGAGGGUCAAUGUGUGGAUCGCCUGCAAUCAUAUUUUUCAUUCCUAUCCUAGCUGGAACGAUUGAAGGACCCUUAAUUGAUUAUAUUUCAGGUUCUAUGCACGAACCACUUCCCCUCCCACUACGUUUACUUAAUGAUGAUGAUGCAAUCAGAAUUGGUAUGAAAAUGAAUUUAAUUGAUGAUGAAUAUGUCAGCCUGCAUCCAUAUUUUCGAAUAAGUAUUAGUGAUAUUGGAGGACAUUGUAGAACAUUGGAGUAUUACUACGAAAUUUUUUCACAAAAAUUUAUAACAGAACACGUUAAACUAGAAACAGAAGAAAUAUUGAUGACAGAAGAGGAGAAACUAAAAACAGCUGCUCGUAACGUGAAUAUCGAGAAUAUCAUGGAAUACGAUAGGAUUGUAAAUAAAUAUCAUCUUGAGCUAAACUCAUGUUGGUUGACAAUAACUCUUGCAAAGGCCAUAUUGGAAUACCUUAUUCGCUUACCUUAUGUGUGGGAUGAGCCGAUAAAUUGGCAGAAUUUCGAAGAUUUUAAUGCCAAAUUAUGGGCAUUACGCCUCAAUCUCUUUCGUUUAAUAGGAUAUGAGAAGAUUAAGUUGAAGACCCUUUGUAAGGGAGCGGAAUUUUCCCUUAGUUUUCCAGAUGUUGAAGUUGACUUACCUAAAGCUAAAAAUAACAAAUUGUACAAAUUACUACAUCGAUACCCAGUAAGAAAUGGAUAUAUCGACCUUGAUUUACUGAAGAAUGAUAAUAUCAAGGAAUAUAUUGGUUGUGUAUUUCUUAAUGCGCCUGGCCCUCCUUGGGAUGUCUCUUGGUUUCUUAAUGAUGAAAGUUCUAAAUCUGAAAUUUGCGUAGUUCAACAAGAGAAAUUAGCAACUACUAUUAAGGUUGUCAUCGACCAAGAUUUAUUCGAUAAAGAGCAUGCAAAGGUUAUUAAAGCUAUGAGACGAAAGAUUGGGCUUUAUUAUUCUUAA
Molecule: messenger RNA, 1890 nt
Organism: Funneliformis mosseae
Lineage: Eukaryota; Fungi; Glomeromycota; Glomeromycetes; Glomerales; Glomeraceae
Source: the annotation of a GenBank genome assembly